This is a messenger RNA of Penicillium daleae, 315 nucleotides long. RefSeq lists its product as uncharacterized. Lineage: Eukaryota; Fungi; Ascomycota; Eurotiomycetes; Eurotiales; Aspergillaceae. The record is from RefSeq and is a predicted model, not a curated record. Bases 1 to 315 code for a protein of 104 amino acids. The transcript is spliced from 2 exons.
AUGAACGACCGUGAUUUUCGCCGUCUCGCACGCACGGAGUCUGAGGAGUUUCUGCUCAGAAUAACGUCCGUCGAGGAUAUUGAUGAACUCUUCAAUGAGAACGCGAAAGGCCCGAAAUGGGUGCUUAUGAAGCCUCCAGCUUCGGCGCAAACUUCUGAGCCCAAGCCUUACCAGGAGAUUCUGCGCGAGGAUGAAAUCAUUGCAUUGAUGGUCUCUGUGAGACCUUCUUGCUUGCAUUUGCUCGGGUCUCCAUAUCAACAUGAUUUCCCUCGCCUGGUAGUCAAUAUUAGCCAAGCAAAACAAGCUCAGUACUGA